AUGCUGCCUCCUCGGACGGCGUUCAAUCGAUCACCGGGCCACCUACGACCGGUGCUCGCCUCGCGCGCACCGGCUCCCAAGCUGCGACUUCAACCUUUCACGCACCGCAGCCGGCUGCUGCUGUCCCGUGGCCCAGGUCGCCCUCAAUUACCUUUCCUAUCGCCUCUCACUCCGACUCGAUCUCUUCCGCCGCUUUCAAUACACCUGCGCCAGCACUUUGGUCGGCUGAUUUCGACGGAAAGCCGAGCGCAUCUGAAGAAGCGGCUCUCGCGCGGUCUCAAGCUUGGCCUGUCGUUCUCCGCCAUCCUAAUUCUGAUCCAAAUCAUCCAGGUCGGAUUGUAUCAAGAAGACAUUGAGCAUGAGUGGCCAACGCCGUCAGAAUGGACACUCAAGAGCCGCUGGUGUCUGCGUUCUGCUCAGGCAAUGAUGCAUCCGGAACACAUUGGCAAGCUGAUGACCAAUUGGCCCAUGGUCGCUGGGUAUCUGCACGAGUUGUUGGAGCGAUUGGAAAACACCGAGGGCGAGGGACAGGGCAUUGUUGAGCAAGAUGAGGGUGGAAUUCUCGUCGAGGGUAUUGGAAAGAUGGGCCAUGAUGUGUCUGCGAAGAGUGAACAUUGGCGUCGGGGAUACUUCCAGGCGCUGAUGGGGGCGGCCAAGGCUGCGGAGAAUCUGGAUGGGUGGUUGACGGAUCGCAAGCAGAAGAUCUCUGCACCUGCAGAGUAUGUUGUUGGACCCUCAAAUCCACGACCAAAGCCCAUGCCCGCGGGGCAGAAGUUGGUCCCUCGUGAGGAAGAUUGCGAAGCGGCUUCGCCACCCCCAGAGACCUUUUACAUGAAGGUUUUAACGACCAAGGGCUUUGACACGCGGCAGAAGCUGGAUGCGGCUCUAGCAUAUGCAGACUGGCUCGAUUUCAAGGGCUUGACCCGCACAUCCGACGAUAUGUAUACAUGGGCGCUGGACAUUGCGGCGAACGGCCUUGACGGUGACGCGAGUCAAGUAGUCGAUCUGAAGACGGGCAUACUCAAGAACAAUGGAUCCGAUCGGCCCUCAGAAAAUAUCCUACGUGUCUCAACUGCGAUGGCCGUUCACCACGCUCGUCAGGGCGAUCUGGCCACCGCACUUUCACUCUUCACAUCCGUACUCAAAGCGCGACGCACACUCCCCGCCGGUUCAGAAGCCGCCUUUUCCUAUCGACCUGCACCAAGACCGUCAAACGACCCUUUCGCCGGCAUCGUCACCACUCUGAAGAAGAUCUUCAAUAAAGCCGAAUACCCUCCUGCCCUGCCAUCCGGUGACGCCCCGUCUCUUCGAACCCCCGCCACUCUCUGCGACGAAGCCGGCCUGAUGACCUACAUUGGCGAGAUACUCUAUGCAUCCUCUUCCAAGGACCAAGGACUUGCAUGGACCCGUGACGCAGUUGAAACCGCCGAAUCAACAAUGCUCCAACUCACCAGUCUAGAAGACAAGCCCGUUCGCACACGCUGCGCACAAUGCCUCAAGGUCGGACUCGAGAACUGGAAGACCAUGGUGGCGACGCGUGUUGCACAGGCAAAGAAUGAACUCGCCGAGGCUAACGGAGCGGGCAACGGCACUGGCUCGUCAUCCGCGUCGUCGUCGUCGUCGUCGUCUUCUUCUUCUUCCUCCUCCUCUCGCUUCUCGUGGUUUGGCGGAAACACAUCACGCACAAAUAACACGUCCAUGCUCGAAGAGGUAAAAAGAUGGGAAGCCGAAGAGGCAAUCUUGGAGGAUCGAAUUCGCCGCCUUUUCCCCACGCUCGUCGGCGAGUCCGGGCUCGAUACCUUGUCGCCCAACAGUUCGUUGUUCGUCUGA
This is a messenger RNA of Penicillium diatomitis, 1830 nucleotides long. RefSeq lists its product as uncharacterized. The transcript has a single exon. Lineage: Eukaryota; Fungi; Ascomycota; Eurotiomycetes; Eurotiales; Aspergillaceae. The record is from RefSeq and is a predicted model, not a curated record. Bases 1 to 1830 code for a protein of 609 amino acids.